Messenger RNA from Hyla sarda, 2285 nucleotides. RefSeq names its product M-phase phosphoprotein 10 (gene MPHOSPH10). The transcript is spliced from 11 exons. Gene Ontology annotation, biological process: rRNA processing. Lineage: Eukaryota; Metazoa; Chordata; Amphibia; Anura; Hylidae. Gene Ontology annotation, cellular component: sno(s)RNA-containing ribonucleoprotein complex; nucleus; small-subunit processome. The coding region runs from base 58 to 2154 and encodes 698 amino acids. The record is from RefSeq and is a predicted model, not a curated record.
CACAUCCGGCAAAAAUUGUCCAUGUGAGAGUUCUGUGUAGCCGUGUUUAAUGCAGACAUGGCGGAGGUGCAGCGGCCGAGGUUGUGGCAGUGUAUGGGGGUGCUGGAAGCGGUGGAUGCCCACCCGGAGCAGCUUCUGAGCGUUCAGGAGGGACUGGCUUCUGAGUUCUCAAACUUAACCAAAGCCCUGUAUGACUUGCAUAAAUCAGAAGGAGCUCUGCAGGUGGGGAGUCCUCUGAAUGAACUGAUUAUAGAAAACUUUGAUGAAGAGCAAAUCUGGCAGCAGCUUGAGCUUCAGAACAGAGCCGUUCUUGGCCACUUCUCCAAGGCAGUCAGCCAGACUGUGAAGGACAAGGACAUUUAUGUUUUCCAGCAAUCACAAGAGGAAGAGGAGCCAUCUGAGAAUGAGCAGGAUGAAGAAGAGGGGUCUGAGAUUGACCAGGAGGAAGAAGCUUUAGAAGACUCCUCAAAAAAUGUGAAGGGCCUUGAAAGUAAAGGAAGAAAUGGUAGAAUACUACUAACUAAAAACAGUAAAAGGGUCACAGUGGAACAGCAAAGUGAUGAUGACUCCGACAUGGAUUUUGACAUUGAUAAACUAGAAAAAGAACGGAAGAAAAAUACCAGUAGAAAAGCUGUAAAAAAAUCAAUAGAGAAAUCUAUAGUGGAUGACAAGUUCUUUAAGUUGUCAGAAAUGGAAGCUUUUCUGGAGGCAGCUGAAAAAGAAGAUGAUAAUAGGAAGAAUGAAGAGGAUGAUGAUGAAGAAAAGGUGGAUUAUUUUGAAGAUAUUGAAUCAUUUGAUGAUGAUGAUGAGAGUGAUGAAGAAAUAACAAAGGACACAAAGGCUGCUAAAAGCUCGAGAGACUUUCUGUACAAAGAUUUCUUUGACCCUGUUGAGGAUGAUGAGAAUGGAACAGAAAGACAGUGGAGAGGUCAGGAAGGUGAUGGUCUUGAAGACAAUGAAGAAGAAAUGGGGGAAGAUGCUGAUGAGGAAGAUGCUGACAACGAUGAUGUUAUUGAGGAGGAUGAUGAAGACUUUGCAAUGGAAGAAACAGAGGAGAGUAAAAAAGCCAAGGACUCUUUUAAACGGGUGACAUUUGAUCUUUCUGAUGGUAGUGAAGGAGAAGAGGUUGCAGAUAUUCUUGGUGGUAAAAAGAAGAGUGACCAACCAAAUGAAUCAAAAUCCUCCUUUGAAAAGAGGGAGGAAAAGAUGGCUGAGAAGAUUCAGGUUUUGCAAAAACAAAUGUUGGAAGAAAAAUCUUGGCAGCUGGGUGGUGAGGUGACAGCACAGAAGAGACCAGAGAACAGUCUUCUCUCAGAGUCCUUGCUUUUUGACCAUGCCUCCAGGAUGGCACCCGUAAUAACAGAAGAAACAACAGUUCAACUGGAAGACAUCAUCAAACAAAGAAUAAAAGACCAGGUGUGGGAUGAUGUGGUGCGUAAGGAAAAACCAAAGGAAGAUGCCUUUGAAUAUAAGAAGCGACUCGCCUUGGACCAUGAUAAGAGCAAACUGAGUCUUGCAGAGAUUUAUGAACAGGAGUAUUUAAAACUCAACCAGAAGAAAACAGAAGAGGAGGAGGACCCAAAGCACAUUGAAAUUCAGAAACUGAUGGAUAACCUAUUCCUGAAACUUGACGCUCUCUCAAACUUCCACUUUACACCCAAACCGGCGGUUCCAGAAAUGAAAGUGGUUUCUAAUCUCCCGGCAAUCAGUAUGGAGGAGGUGGCCCCAUUAGGAGUGAGUGAGGCGGCUCUUCUGGCUCCUGAGGAAAUCAAAGAAAAGAACAAAUCUGGAGACAUUAAGACAAAUGCUGAAAAGACAGACACUGACAAGAAGCGUGAGAGGAGGAAGAAAAAGACCAUAAAGAGGGUUAAAAUAAAAGAAAGGGAGAAGAGACAAAAAUUAGCAGAAAAGAUGAGGGCAGAAAAAGGAAAGAAACAGACCAAGAAAGAAGCAGAAGCCAAUCUGAAGAAGCUCACCAAGGAAGGAAAAGCCACCAUGCUGAAGGAUGAAGGCAAGGAUAAAGCCUUGAAGUCUUCUCAAGCAUUUUUCUCCCAGCUUCAGGAUCAAGUCAAAUUACAGAUCAAAGGUGCCAAGACUGUACAGAAGAAACCAAAGAAAAGUAACGAACUUUCUGCCCAUAAACUCAAGUUGUAGCCAAUGUUUCUUAUCUUUCAUUGGGCAGUCAUAUUUAUGUCAGAGACUAUAAGGUUUAGGGAAAAAAAAUAUCCCCACAUUUUUUGUAAAAAAAUAAAACUUUAUAUGUUGUAUGAAUGUUUUUUUUUAAU